This is a messenger RNA of Dentiscutata heterogama, 899 nucleotides long. The record is from the annotation of a GenBank genome assembly. Lineage: Eukaryota; Fungi; Glomeromycota; Glomeromycetes; Diversisporales; Gigasporaceae.
UGUCGAACCCGAUUCAAACUUUACUAUUGUUUCUCCUUACUAUCUUCGAAAUCGCGGAAAUCAUAAUAACAGACGGGGACCUCUUUUGGACAUUUCAGUUAAUCCUCUAAAAGUUGCUAUCAAUAUACCUGAUAGUACCUCUACUGAUAACUCUGCUUCUACCGAUGCUGCUAGAAGACCAAGACCCGUUCGUGGUAGAGCCACUACCACUUCUGCUGUAACUUCUACCGUAGGUCCUACCGUAACUUCAGUAGCUAGUUGUAAUGGUUACUCAGUCGAAGGUCCUUCUCCUUCUGCUCCUGCAAAUUUGGAUCGUAUUGACCAACAAACCAAUUCUUUAGAUGGAGCCUAUAGUUAUCCUAGUAGUUCUGGCUCCGGCGUUAAUGUUUAUAUUAUUGACACAGGAAUUUAUAUAGCUAAUCAAGAAUUUGGAGGACGAGCAAUAUGGGGUUCUACUCAAUGUAGCGGUUGUCAAGACAAGGAUGAUAAUGGCCAUGGAACAAACGUCGCAGGAAUUGUUGGAGGAACUACUUAUGGUGUAGCAAAAAAUAGUAAUCUUAUUGCCGUUAAAGUUUGUGACCGUUCAGGUGUUUGCCAGAACAGUGAUAUCAUUUCAGGAUUAAGCUGGGCAGCGCAACAACACACGAGUGGCCCUAACAAGAAUUCAGUGAUUAAUUUGUCAUUAAGUGGUGGCACUUCAUCAUCUCUUAAUGACGCGGUUCAACAAUGCAUAAAUCAAGGUAUGCAUGUCGUUACUGCUGCUGGAAAUUCUGCAGACGAUGCCUGUAACUAUUCACCAUCGUCAGCACCUAAUUGCAUAGCAGUUGGAGCUACUGAUAAUUCAGCUGCUAUGGCAAGUUUCUCGAAUUAUGGAACUUGUGUCGAUAUUUUCGCUCCAG